Molecule: messenger RNA, 681 nt
Organism: Clunio marinus
Lineage: Eukaryota; Metazoa; Arthropoda; Insecta; Diptera; Chironomidae
Source: the annotation of a GenBank genome assembly
AUGAAAAAUUUUAAUUUACUUGAAAAUAACUCAGAUUAUGUUGAUGCGUCUUCGGAAUUUAUGAAAACGUUUUGCAAAGAAUUUGCGAAUGCAGAAAAUGAAACAAAUUUAACUCAUAAUUCAUUAAAUUUUUUUGAAAAUAAUGUUGAACAACAUAAUGAUAUUCAAUGGAUAACAGAACUUGUUGAUUUGCUUGAUAUUUUCUGGGAAGUUACGAUAUUAUUCAUUAUUGUAUCAUGUAUUGUAUUCAAAGAUAUUUGGCAAAUCGCAGGAUUGAAGAAAUUACAUUCGGAGCUUAAAAUGAAAGGAAAUCAAUUGAUAGAAACCAAUAGGAAGAUGAUCGAAAUAUACACAAAUUUUCAGUUGCACGAAUAUCAAAUAGACGACCUCAAAGUCAUUCCAAGAAUUUAUUUGAAAUUUCUGAAAUCUUUAAUAACAAAAUAUCCUUUUCUUCAUAAAAUUGAUGAAAUAUUUGUAAACAUGCAAACAGGAGAACUUUUCUUUAACAUAAAUGAAGUCCAAACAAAAACGUUAACAAAGAAUAAUGGAAAAGCUAAAAGGUCUUGUCACAUCAACUCAGAAGCUUUUGAUUAUUUGAAAAACUUUAAUUUUCAUUAAUUAUUAUCCAGAAAUAAAUGAUGAUGUACAAUAAAACUUGAAUAUAAUCUUGAAACAUUUUAC